CACACAAUCAGGGACACCUCCUCUCUCCCCAUCUUUCCGUGCACGCCGGGGCUUAACGCGGGUACCCGCGUACAGAUUGCGACUGACUGAGGCUGUGUGCGCAUCCUCAUCAUCCUCAUCAGUGAAGACAUCCUCUCUUCCGGGGCUUCGGGGGGGGAAUUUCGGGAAUAUGCUACCUCUCACUUCUUCGGGGGACCAAGAAGUGGAAGUGACCACGGGGGACGCCGCCAUCCAAACGGGAACGACGGAAGUUUUGCCCCAUUGAGGCUCCUGUUGGAUUGCGUUACUGCAUGGAGGAGGUACAAGUGCGAUAGAGGCUGGUUGUGUUAUAAGCGAGGAGCUGCACGGUUCAGCAUUGCCAUCGCAGGCGUGCAGAUUUUCUCCCUCCUCCUCCUCCUCCUCAUCAUCCUCCUUUGCUUCUCCGCUCGGAUGCUGCCCGCCGUCUGCGGCUUUCGCGCCUCUCCUCUCGGACACGAUAUGAUUUAACGCCAGGAGGGUCCACUUCCACCCACCCCACCCCCUUUCCAUCCUAUAGUGAAGAACUACAUGGACUAAACGAGAAGAUUUCCUCCUUUUUUCUUGGGAUCUGCUUUGAUUUUUUUUUCCCAACAGGGAGGAGACUACGGCAUCUAUUUGGACAACAUGCGAGUUCUUUGGGCUAUGUUGCUUAUGGCCGGCAUUUGGAGCCAGGAGUGGAAGUGUGCGCUCUCAGACUCCAUCAUCCACAUCGGCGCCAUCUUCGACGAGUCGGCGCGGAAGGACGAUGAAGUGUUUCGCCUGGCGGUGGCGGACCUCAACCUGAACAACGAGAUCCUGGAGACGGAGAAGAUUACCAUCUCUGUGGAAUUUGUGGACGGGAACAACCCUUUCCAGGCUGUGCAAGAAGCCUGUGAGCUGAUGAACCGCGGCAUCCUGGCCCUGGUCAGCUCCAUCGGCUGCAUGUCGGCAGGGAGCCUCCAGACGCUGGCCGACGCCAUGCACAUCCCGCACCUCUAUGUCCAGCGCUCCGCGGGGGGCACGCCUCGCUCGGCCUGUCCGGCCACGAGCCGCGGUCACGGGACCGACGACUACACACUGAUGGUGCGCCCGGCCGUUCAUCUCAACGAGGUCAUCAUGCAGGUGGUGUCCGAGUACAGCUGGCAGAAGUUUGUGCUCUUCUACGACUCGGAUUUUGAUAUCCGCGGCAUCGAGGACUUCCUGGACAGCGCCUCCCACCAGGGCAUGGACGUGUCCUUGCAGAAGGUGGAGUCCAACGUCAACAUGAUGAUCACCAGCCUGUUCAGGACCAUGCGAGUUGAGGAGCUGCAUCGAUACAGAGACACGCUGCGCAGAGCCGUGUUGUUCAUGAGCCCGGCCACCGCCAAGGCGUUCAUCUCCGAGGUGGUGGAGACCAACUUGGUGGCUUUUGACUGCCACUGGAUCCUCAUCAACGAGGAGAUCUCCGACUACGACCUUCAGGACUUGGUGCUGAAGUCGGUGGGCCGGCUGACGGUGGUGCGUCAGACCUUCCCCAUGCCACAGAACACCACCCAGCGCUGCGUCAAACACAACCACCGAAUUAACACGUCCCUCUGCGACCCCAAGAACACCAAGUCUCAGCAGCUGGAGAUCACCAACCGCUACAUCUAUGACUCGGUACUGCUGCUGGCCAACACCUUCCACAGGAAGCUGGAGGACAGGAAGUGGCACAGCAUGGCCAGUCUGAGCUGCAUCAGGAAAAACGCCAAACCUUGGCAAGGAGGGAAGAGCAUGCUGGAUACCGUAAAAAAGUUUGGUGUUAGCGGACUCACCAGCUUCCUGGAGUUCACCGACAACGGCACCAAUCCCAACAUCUUCUUUGAAAUCCUGGGAACAAACUAUGGCGAGGACCGAGGGCGUGGAGUCAGCAGGCUGGCCACGUGGGAUCCAGUCCACGGCCUGAAUGGUACUUUGACGGACAGGAAGUUGGAAAACAACAUGCGAGGAGUGGUGCUGAGAGUCGUCACGGUCUUGGAGGAGCCCUUUGUGAUGGUCUCUGAGAACGUUCUGGGCAAACCCAAGAAGUACCAGGGCUUUUCUAUCGACGUCCUCGAUGCCCUCGCCAACUACUUGGGCUUCAAGUACGAGAUCUACAUCGCCCCAGACCACAAGUAUGGCAGCUUGCAGCCCGACGGACAGUGGAACGGACUGAUGGGGGAACUGGUUUUUAAGCGGGCCGAUGUCGGACUCUCCGCCCUGACCAUCACGUCGGAGCGUGAGAGCGCGGUGGACUUCACCAUGCGCUACAUGGACUACUCCGUGGGUGUCCUGCUACGCAAGGCCGAGCGCACGGUGGACAUAUUCGCCUGCCUGGCGCCCUUUGACUUGUCGCUGUGGGCGUGCAUCGCGGGCACCGUGCUGCUGGUCGGCAUCCUGGUCUACUUGCUCAACUGGCUCAACCCGCCCCGAUUGCCCAUGGGGUCCGUGUCGUCAACCACUCUAUACAACUCCAUGUGGUUUGUGUACGGAUCCUUCGUACAGCAAGGCGGAGAGGUGCCCUACACCACCCUGGCAACAAGAAUGAUGAUGGGCGUUUGGUGGAUGUUCGCUCUCAUCGUCAUCUCCUCCUACACGGCCAAUUUAGCAGCCUUCCUGACCAUCACACGUAUAGAAAACUCCAUACAGUCCCUGCAGGACCUGUCCAAGCAGACCGAGCUUCCUUACGGCACCGUGUUGGACUCUGCCGUGUACGACCAAGUGCGCUCCAAGGCCAUGAACCCUUUUGAGAGAGAUCCCAUGUACUCGCAGAUGUGGCGGAUGAUCAACCGCACGGGAGGCGCAGAGAACAAUGUGGAGGAGUCCAAGGAGGGCAUCCGAAAGGUGAAGUACGGCCGAUUCGGCUUUGUGUGGGAUGCGGCCGUGCUGGAGUACGUGGCCAACAACGACGAGGAUUGCUCCUUCUACACGGUGGGCAGCAACACGCCGGACCGCGGCUACGGCAUCGCCAUGCAGCACGGCAGUCCCUACCGAGACAUUUUCUCCCAGAGAAUCUUGGAGCUUCAGCAGAACGGUGACAUGGAUAUACUCAAACUCAAGUGGUGGCCAAGGGACAGCCCCUGUGACCUGUACAGUUCGGCCCAGUCACGGCAACACAGCAGUGCUCUGGACAUCCAUAGUUUUGCCGGCGUCUUCUGCGUCCUGGCGGCCGGCGUGGUGCUCUCCUGUCUCAUAGCCAUGGUGGAAAGCUGGUGGUCACGGAGGAAGGGAUCCAGAGUCCCCUCCAAGGAGGACGAUAAGGAGAUCGACCUGGAGCACCUACACCGCAGGGUUAACAGCCUGUGCACAGAGGACGAAAGCCCCCACAAGCAGUUCUCCACCUCUUCCGUCGAUCUGACGCCCCUCGAUAUGGAUGCGCUGCCCGCCGCCCGCCAGGCCUUAGAGCAGAUAAGCGAUUUUCGCAACACGCACAUCACCACCACCACCUUCAUCCCUGAGCAGAUCCAGACCCUCAGCCGCAGCCUGUCCGCCAAAGCCGCCGCCGGGUUCUCCGCUGGCUUCGGCAGCGGCGGCGGAGUGGGACUCCAGGACCAUCGGACUGGUGGGGUCGGCCCUUUCAGGCAGAGGGCCCCCAACGGCGGCUUCUUCCGCAGCCCCAUUAAAACAAUGUCCUCCAUCCCCUACCAGCCCACUGGCCCUGGACCUAACUUUGGAUACGGCAACGACCCAGACAGGGGUACUUCCAUAUAAGGUGCUUGGAAUGCGGUUGGUUUGUUCAGGGGGAUUAUGAGAGGGUUAUGGGAAGAUGAUGGGGCUUAUGAAAUAAACACAAUGUUAGGGAGUUAGCGGAUAGACAUCUGUGUACAUACGAUCUUCUACCGUUUCAGUUUCUGCUCGGGUGAUUCCAUUUUGUAUGAGAGAUGCUGGAGGUGGUGUUCUGCUUGAACAUUCCUUUUCGGUAUAAGUUGUUUUUUUUUGCUUUAUCGAUGUCGUUCUUGUGAUUGCUUGGGGGGAUUCUUUUGGGAGUGUGUGAUCUUUUUGUUUGAUAACACGAGGAUUGCCUCGUAUUCUGGAGAUGAACUGACUCCUAUUCCUGUCUAAAACCGCCCCUGAAUUUACUCCUCAUGGCUGGAUUCACAAACGUGUUUGAAUCCUUAGGACAAGACUCCUCUAACUUCACCACCACAUUGCUCAAUUUCCCCUUCCCACUCCAAAUGUCCAAUUUUCCGAGGCGAUGCUUUGACUGGACCUACGGCCAAGACAACUGAGCAAAUGCAAAACACCUCCCUGUGGUGCACUCAGACCUUAAGACAGUGCGUCUAAACGACACCGUAGGAACAGUAGUUGGUCCGAUGCGACUUCCCCUGAACUGUCUCUGCCAUUUCGGUGCAUCCAGCCCGUAACUUGACUCGACCAUUCUUUGAUGCACAUUGAAGACUUCUUUGCGAAUCCCACUGCACUGCACCAGUGCCCACAGACAUGUAAGUGAUUGUAUGUAGAGCUCUCACAUGUACUGUAUGCUCUUCAAAUCAUGUCGAGACCUUUCAGACAGACUCUUAAGAAAGGUACAAAUUAAAAGAGAAGCUAGUGGGGACAACAAAACCCAAAAAGGAUUUCAAAGCGAAGGCUUAAUAUGUCUUUUAAUAAGAUUUGUUCCCCCCACCCCCCCUAAAAAAAUAUUUUAAUGCGUGGAAUGUGUUUUGGUCACGAAAAAAAAAAGAACAUUGUUCCAAGCUGUCUAAUUGUUUGAACUGCUUAAAUGAGUAAUGCUGUAGUCUCUGUUCUUUGCUUCAUCAUUCAAACGUUAUUAUUUGAAUUUUGUUUCCAAUACCGCCAUGACUAUUUAGCUAAACAAUUGUUUUCCCAGGUCACAUCAUGUUUAUUCAGUUUUUGUUACGCAACAUGGGGUUCCGCAACAGUAUUUUCAAAGGUUUAAGCAUAGUGGAACCAGCAGCAAAGGAAGGAAUGUCAUGAGCAAUCAGUUUUGGAAUAUAUUACAAUUUCUUUUUUCUGUAAUGUUUAGUGUACUGUUUAUAUGACUUGUUUUUAAAGUGCCAAUUAAUUCCAACAAGACCAUUAAGGUGCAUUUCAGCUCAGAAGAAGCGGGUGCGGUACAGAACAUUUUGGUGAAAAAUGCAAUCAAAGCUGUUUUCGCCGACAUUUAAACAUUUCUAAUGUUAGAUGUUUAGAGUUUUCAGUUUAUAUUUAAGAACAAAAAUGUUGUGCAUUAGAGAACUCGGCCAAAGCGUUAGAUGUUCUUUUCCUAUGUUAUUAGGCUGCAGUAGAGCUACUGAAUGGCAAAUAGAACACAUACGUUUAUAAAGGUUUUAUUUAGUAUAAAUGAGAGACAUUGUUAAUGAACAAAUGUAUAUUUUACAUGUUAAUGCUAUUUUUGUUAAACAAAAAGGAAACUGUAUCAUGAUGAGCUAUAGUGCUGAGCUUAUUUUCUUUAAACAUGCCAACAAACUCUUUUGCUUUACGUCAUCUACAUAUUUGGUUCAUUUUAUUUGCUGGUUAAAAUAACAAAAAUUUGGCAAGUUCUUGAUUAAAAAGAAGCAUGCACAAACUUGCUCCCGUGCUAUUUGUUGCCUUUUCUUUUCUUUUCAUUUUAA
Molecule: messenger RNA, 5567 nt
Organism: Nerophis lumbriciformis (worm pipefish)
Lineage: Eukaryota; Metazoa; Chordata; Actinopteri; Syngnathiformes; Syngnathidae
Gene: grid2
Product: glutamate receptor, ionotropic, delta 2
Biological process (GO): monoatomic ion transport
Cellular component (GO): membrane
Molecular function (GO): ligand-gated monoatomic ion channel activity; signaling receptor activity
Source: RefSeq, a predicted model, not a curated record